CCGGCUUGUGUCACGCGGACGAGAACUCGUCAACAGCCAGCAGCCAGCAGGGAAAUAUUUUUAGUCAGACCGAUAAAUUCGUAAUUUUACUUCGCGUUGCAAUUUUUAUUCGCAAAUCUGUGAGUUUGAUUUUAUUCAAAGAAAGCUAAAGAUUAGUAAAGCUAAUUAGUAAAGCUAAAGACAGGUGAAUUUCGAAAUCGACUUUAUAAUAAUUAACAAAUAGAAUUAACAAUAUGAAAUUGCGGUCAUCAUGUUCGACAAGAGAGGAAACUAGUUUUCCAAAUUUGGUUCCAGCCACGACAGCUUUUGCCGACGAAAACAGCCCCAUGUCAAAAGCUCUGAGGAAUCCAUUGAUUCUCGACGUUGUUUUCGCCAAACUUACAACGUCCGAGCUGAAAAUGGCUCGUCUCGUGUGUCGCGAGUGGGGCGACGCCGGUGCUGGUUUGUUAGGAAAGCGGGCCUUGCUCGACGUCAACAAACUUUUCCGCUGCGACGGGCCGAGAUUGUAUCAGGCGACCCCUGUCCACGACCAACUAACCCGAGGCCUCCGCAUCCUGGACAAAUUCGACCCCUCCGUCCCCACGAAGCGGACUGAUGACGUUAUCGCCAAGGUUUUUACUGAGCUCAACGUAUCUCAAGUCACGAGAGAAAUUGAAUUUCACGUCAGUCGGAAAAAAUUUGUGGCCGCAUUUCUCCAUGGUUUGAGGACCCUGAAGUCCACGAAGAUCCAACAGAUUUCCAUAUUCGUCACUUCGAGAAACGCAAACGUGGACAAAGGUCGAAGUCAAGUGCUUCAAAAACUACCCGUUCAACGAAACUUGACUUCGAUUAAGUUUCAAAUUCCUCUACGCAUGCUGUACGGGACAUCAGGAAUUCACGCUUUUCAACCCCUGCUCCAAACAUUGAUCGAUUCUGCCCCCACUUUGACCUCGUUGGACGUCACGGCCUCGUUCUGUCCGAGUUUGAAGGGGUGUACAAAUCUCCAAAUUUUGAAGUUUUUAUUGGUAAAUUGUCACCACGUGGCCUGUCCUGACUUCAACUUGGCAACUGUGACAUCGAUGUUGCAUCCCAUGAAGGAUUCGUUGAUCAAGUUGGAUUUUGGCUACGCCGAUGCUCAUGAAAAUUAUAUUUACUAUCCAGUAACUACACAAGGUCGGAAUCUUGAUGUUCCCGUCGUGACCAAUCUUACUUCGCUCAUCAUCAAUGCGCCAUCUAGGUACUUAAUUUUUGACUUUUUUGAUGAGGAGCACCUCCCAAAGCUGAAAACCCUCUGCUUCAAAAACCACUACCUCGGGCGGACCUCGUUAUCAACUCAUCUGAACCUUUGGAAGCGCCACCGCGGAGUUCAAUCCUUCGCGCUUAAGACACGCAGUUAUUGCCAGACUGAGGAUAAAUUUGGGGAACAGAUUGUCAAAUUGUUCCCGUCAGUCAAGAAGCUGGAGUUGAAGCUGAACUCGUGUCACAAUUGUAUCAAGAAAUUAAUGGAAUCGUUCCAACUCUGGGAUCUUGACGAGAUCAAGCUUGUCCUGGAGGGUGAGAACUUUGCCGCCGGGGUGGUUGAAGUCCUAAGAAGUUUUGUGAUUUUCAAGGGCAUUAAAGCGGUCCACUUCGAGGACGCUAUUAUCAACCAGGUCGACUUUUAUAACAACAUUGACGAUAUAAUUUUGUACAGUAGAGGAUUUAAGAACGUGGAAAUUUCGGGAGUUGUGGUCCAGGAAAUGGUGGACGUCUUUCGACCCAUUUUUGAAGCUAGUGGCGCACCCGUUAAUUUUAAGGGGGGAGUGUUCGUAAUUAUUCGUAAUUAAAUUUGGCACAUGUAGUUAAGGUGAUUCUGUGUGAUUAGUAAUUGUUUUGUUUUUGAGUAUGAUACUUUUAAUGUUUUCCACUUUAGAUAAUUUGAUUCAUACAUUUUACUCGUUUUUGUGUAUUUUAUUCAUUAUUUCCUAAAACUCGAAUUGACUAAUAAUAAUUAAUUUGUCUUCUCCACAAAUGAUUUUGUAAUAAAGUAAUAA
Messenger RNA from Folsomia candida, 2012 nucleotides. RefSeq lists its product as uncharacterized. NCBI's taxonomy places the organism in Eukaryota, Metazoa, Arthropoda, Collembola, Entomobryomorpha, Isotomidae. The coding region runs from base 234 to 1805 and encodes 523 amino acids. The transcript has 7 exons. The record is from RefSeq and is a predicted model, not a curated record.